AUGAGUGGUAGAGUCGCUACAGCUACACCAACCGCGUCUGGGAAAUUUCUACAUACAAGAAGUGGACCUUCUCGUCGACAUGAAAAAGAUACUGGCCACAAUAAUAACAAGAAGUGUCAAAACUGCGAUCACCAGCAUUCGGUUUCAUAUCAUUCAUCUUCGAACUCAGAAUCCAAUAUUGACUCACCAAGGCUUUCAGACGGUGAGAGGUCUUCGUCAACACCGACUAGUGUAGACGAAAGUGCAACUGCAAUUGUUGCAAAGAAGCAGUUAAAUGCAAGGAAACCAACUUCGAAUUCAGCUACAACUAUAACUGGAAAUAACAACAAUACUCCUUUACUGGAUACAAGGGAUAUGGAAAACUUAAAGAUUAAUGGUAAUGGUGAUAAAAAAAAUGAUAGUGGUAAUAAUGGUAAACCUGUAGAUCAGAGGAUCCAAGGAAAGCAAAGCUCAAAAUCUUCACAGCAAAAACAUCAAGAAGGCGUGAAUCGCAAUUACCAAUUAAAGUUCGUUAAUAAAGAGCAGAAUCCACAAGAGGCUCAACAAUUACAAGGAGAUCCAAUGCAGCGUAAGAUUUCACCAUCUUCCUCAUCAGAAUCUGUCUUAGAAAAUGAAAGUUUGGUUCAUACAGAUUCCUAUAUCCAUGGUGAAGAUAAUGACAACGUUCUUUUGAAUAAAAGAAUUUCAAGAAUUUCAACUAGAAAAAGCCGACAACUACCACAUCAAUCGAGGCAAAGCCUUUUAUUACAGGAUGGAGGAGGAGAUCAAAUACGAAAGAGUAUUCCAUUUUUAUCUCAUAAACAUUCACAAAUUUUACCCUUGCGUGAUGAUGAUGGUGAUGAAAAAAGACCGUCAAAUGCAAUGUCAAACAAAUCAAUGCCACAACUAAGUGGAACAGCACCAAGUGGCAGAAAUAAUAGUAAAUUGGCUUCCGCAUCUAGUACAUCUUUACCUCCAAAUGGUAAUGGUAAUGGUAUUGUUGCCGGUACAAAUAAUUCAAAUCUUUUGAGGAGAUCUGAAUCUGCAACUGCAGAAAUUAAAAAGAUGAGAGUUUCACUACUGCAUAAGAGAGAAAUGAGAAAGAAAAGAAAAUCGUUUCUUAUGGAUGAUGAUAGAGUUCUAAUUGGUAAUAAAGUUUCAGAAGGUCACGUGAAUUUUAUCAUUGCGUAUAACAUGUUAACUGGUAUUAGAGUUGCAGUGUCUCGUUGUUCGGGGAUAAUGAAACCGUUGACACCAGCAGAUUUUAAAUUUACGAAAAAAUUAGCAUUUGACUAUCAUGGUAAUGAAUUGACACCUUCUUCACAAUAUGCAUUCAAAUUCAAAGAUUAUUGCCCAGAGGUAUUUCGAGAACUACGUUGUUUAUUCGGGUUGGAUCCUGCCGACUAUUUGGUUUCGUUGACAUCCAAAUAUAUUUUGAGUGAGUUAAAUUCACCAGGUAAAAGUGGGUCCUUUUUUUAUUUCUCAAGAGAUUACAAGUAUAUCAUUAAAACCAUUCACCAUACUGAACACGUUCAUUUGAGGCGGCAUCUUAAUGAGUACUAUCUACACGUCAAGAAUAAUCCUGAUACUUUAAUUUGCCAAUUCUAUGGAUUACACAGGGUUAAAAUGCCCAUUUCAUUUCAAAAUAAAAUUAAACAUCGGAAAAUCUAUUUCUUAGUGAUGAACAACCUUUUCCCACCACACUUAGCUAUGCAUUCAACUUAUGAUUUAAAGGGCUCUACAUGGGGUCGUAUGACAAAGAUUAAUCCAAAAUUGGUCAAUGAUGAAAAUUAUAAGCCUGUACUCAAGGAUUUAAAUUUCUUGGAUGAAGAUGAAAGAAUCAAAUUUGGUCCACUGAAAAAGAAGAAAUUUUUGGAACAAUUGCGCAAGGAUGCCUUGUUAUUGGCCAAGUUGAAUACAAUGGAUUAUUCUCUUUUGCUGGGGAUUCAUGAUUUAAAUAAGACAAAAGACGAAGAAUUGAUUGUAAGUGGUAUGAGCGGUGAUAAUUAUUCUACUACUGGUGCAAUUGGUGCAGGUUUAGAAACUCCAGCACCUAUUAGAAAUAGCACUGUCGUCCCACAUUAUUUCAAACAAUUUGAAGGUGGUAUUAGAAGUUCAGAUGCCUUCAAUAAUGAUACAAAUAUAAUUUAUUAUGUGGGUAUUAUUGAUUGCCUAACCAAUUAUUCCAUAAUUAAAAAGUUAGAAACUUUUUGGAGAGGCUUGAGCCACGAUUUGAAAGCUGUUAGUGCGGUCCCACCAAGAGAUUAUGCUGAAAGAUUCUAUGAAUUCAUAGAGGACGCGGUUGAUCCACUACCACCAAAGAGAUACAAGGAUGACCCAACGGCUACAAAAUACAAGGAUUAA
Zygosaccharomyces rouxii is the source of this 2343-nucleotide messenger RNA. It is a transcript of the gene MSS4, whose product is annotated as 1-phosphatidylinositol-4-phosphate 5-kinase. Gene Ontology annotation, molecular function: phosphatidylinositol kinase activity. Gene Ontology annotation, biological process: phosphatidylinositol metabolic process. Lineage: Eukaryota; Fungi; Ascomycota; Saccharomycetes; Saccharomycetales; Saccharomycetaceae. The transcript has a single exon. The record is from RefSeq and is a predicted model, not a curated record. Bases 1 to 2343 code for a protein of 780 amino acids.